GGCCCCCCUCCCCUCUAAACACUCUCCAUCACCUCGACACACAUAGCAGGGAUGGCGGCGAACUACAACGAGAAGGGCAUCGAGCCCGUGGUCGACCAUGGCAACCAGGAGUUUUACGACGGCAAGGAGAAGCGCGACAUCUACGACGUCGAUGUCGGCGCGCCUCAGGACCACCACGUCGUUGACGAGGUGAUUCAGUCCAAUGAGAUUGAGGCCACUGGCCAUGAGCUCGAGGACCUCGAGGGCAAGAUGGCCCUUCUCACGCCGGAGCGCACUCGUAGGAUCAUCCACUCCCUCUACAAGGCGCACGAGUACGACCAGAACUUCCCCCGCCCCAUCCUUGACCGGAUGCAGGAGUACCUCAACGACCCUUCGGCCGACCACGUCGAGGACGACAAGGAGCCCAACAAGCUCCUCGCUGAGAUGAAGCUCGAGGCCAUUCUUGCCACCGAGAACUCGCCCUACCUCGAGGUCCGCGCCAACGUUGACCCCACCGACGACGUCAACAUGCCCUCGCUCACCUUCCGUGUCCUUGUCAUGGGCACCAUCUUCUCCGGUAUCGGCUCGUUCAUCGACGGUCUCUUCCUUCAGCGUCAGCCCACUGUCUCGAUUUCCGCCAACGUGGCCCAGCUGGCUGCCUACCCCGUCGGCAAGUUCAUGCACCUGAUCCUUCCUACCCGCAAGUUCCGCCUGUUUGGCCAGGAGAUGUCGCUCAACCCCGGACGCUUCUCGCGCAAGGAGCACAUGCUUAUCACCAUCAUGUGCAACGUCUCCUUCGUCAGCUCGUACACUGGCUACAUUAUCCCCACCCAGGCUCUCCCCUUCUUCUUCGACAUGGGUUUCGCCCGCAAGUUUGGCUACCAGAUCCUUGCCGCCCUCGGCACCAACUUUGUUGGUUACGGUCUCGCCGGUCUUUGCCGUCGUUUCCUCGUCUACCCCGCCGUCGCCAUCUGGCCUUCGUCGCUCUCGCAGAUUGCGCUUAACAGGGCUUUCCACUCGGAGACCAACGAGCCCGUCCCUGCCUUUGGACGCAUCUGGCGCUCGUCGCAGCAGAAGUCCUUCCUCCUCAUCUUCCUCUUCUCCUUCAUCUACUUCUUCUUCCCCGGAUUUAUCUUCCAGGCCCUCUCGUACUUCUCGUGGAUGACUUGGAUCGCCCCCAACAACGCUCCCCUCACCUACGUUACCGGCACCAUGAACGGUCUCGGUGUCAACCCUUGGCCUACCUUUGACUGGAACAUGCUCAACCCCAACGGCAACCUGACCCUCACCGUCCCCACCUUCACCUUCGUCAACCAGUUCAUCGGCAUGAUCUUCUACACGGUCAUGACGCUCAUCAUCUACUACAAGAAUGCUUGGAACACCGCCUACCUUCCUAUCAACACGAACAAGACCUAUGACAAUCGCGGCAAGCGCUACAACGUCACCAAGAUUCUCAACGAUGACAGCAACUUUGACAACGAGAAGUACCAGCAGUACUCGGAGCCUUGGAUGGGCGCCGCCUACAUUGUCGCCUUCAUCUUCUACUUCGUCAUGUACGGUGCCACCGUUGCCUACGUCGCCAUCUACCACCGCAACGACCUCAAGGUUGGUUUCCGCAGCGCCGUCAAGAGCUUCAAGAAGACCUUCCACAAGGGCAUCGAGGAGGAGGACGAGGACGACAUCUCGGAGGAUGUCCACUACCGUCUCAUGAAGCAGUACCCCGAGGUUCCCGAGUGGCAGUACCUCAUCAUCAUGCUCGUCGCCAUGGGCAUUGGCAUGGCUGGUCUCGGCGCCUACCCCACGCACGUCAGCCCCGCUGUCGUCCUCUUCGGUGUCAUUAUGCCCCUCGUCGUUAUGAUCCCCUGUGGUCUCGUCCAGGCCAUCACCGGUAUCGCUGUGCCUCUCAACGUCAUUGCCGAGUUCAUCGGUGGUGCCAUUGUCCCCGGCAACGCCAACUCGCUCAUCUACUUCAAGACGUACGGAUACAUUGCCGCUUACCAGGCUCUUCUCUUCUGCAACGACCUCAAGCUCGCCCACUACCUGCACCUUCCUCCCAGGCACACCUUCUACAUGCAGAUCUGGGCCACCCUCAUCUACUGCUUCGUCCAGUCCGCCAUCCAGAACUUCAUCAUGGGCUUCCGUGACGUCUGCACCGCCGACGCUGUCUUCGGCAUGUCCUGCCCUGGUUCCAACACCUUCUUCACUUCGGCGGUGUUCUGGGGCACCCUGGGUCCUCACAAGCUGUUCGGUCCGGGCAAGCGCUACAACAUGAUGCUUCUCGGUUUCCCUGCCGGUUUCCUCCUCGUCUUCCUGGUCUGGGGCCUCCGCAAGCUCUUCCCCAAGAACGAGAUGCUCCGCCAGUGCCACCCCGUCAUGAUCGCCGCCGGUCCCGCCUACUGGGGUGCGCCAUACAACAUGUCGUACCUUAUCCCCAACAUCUACAUUACGUGGUUCUCGUUCGGUUUCAUCCGUAAGCGUUACACCGCGUUCUGGGCCAAGUACAACUACAUUGUCGCCGCCGCCAUGCCCGCCGGUAUCGCCGUGUCUGCCCUUGUCAUCUUCUUCGCCCUUGCCAUCCCCAAGGAUGGUACACUCGCCAUCGACUGGUGGGGCAACAACGUCAUCAGCCAGGGCUGCGAGGCCACUGGUUGUGCUCGCCUCAAGGUGGCUCCUGGCGAGAUCUUUGGCAACCCCAAGGGCUCGUUCACUUAAACUAAAAAAUACAAUAAACAUUGGUUAAUGUCUUAAUCGUAGUCUCUUAUGUGGGCGAUUGCUAGUUAGUACUUGUAUGAAUCCGAGUGCUCAGUGA
Messenger RNA from Vanrija pseudolonga, 2788 nucleotides. Its product is annotated as Sexual differentiation process protein isp4. The coding region runs from base 52 to 2691 and encodes 879 amino acids. Gene Ontology annotation, biological process: transmembrane transport. The transcript has 3 exons. Gene Ontology annotation, cellular component: plasma membrane. Gene Ontology annotation, molecular function: oligopeptide transmembrane transporter activity. Lineage: Eukaryota; Fungi; Basidiomycota; Tremellomycetes; Trichosporonales; Trichosporonaceae. The record is from RefSeq and is a predicted model, not a curated record.